AUGACUGAGCACACGGAUGCCGACACCAUCAGAAUCCUCGUCGCAACUGACAAUCAUGUGGGGUAUGAGGAGCGCGAUGCCAUCCGCAAGGAUGACAGCUGGCGAACCUUUGAUGAAAUCCUGAAUCUUGCUCGAACUGAAGAUGUCGACAUGGUCUUACUUGCCGGCGAUCUCUUCCAUGAUAAUAAACCCUCCCGAAAGUCUCUGUACCAGGUCAUGCGUACACUGCGACAAAACUGCCUCGGCAUGAAGCCAUGUCCCCUCGAGUUCCUCUCCGACGCGGCCACCGUCUUCGAAGGCGCAUUUCCCCACGUGAAUUACGAAGACCCCGACAUUAAUGUUUCAAUACCUGUCUUUUCUAUUCACGGUAACCACGACGACCCCUCCGGAGACGGCAAUUACUGCUCGCUCGAUUUGCUACAAGCUGCUGGCCUACUCAAUUAUUUUGGACGAGUAGCCGAGGCUGAUAAUAUUGAAGCCAAGCCGAUUCUCCUCGAAAAAGGGACUACCAAACUGGCCUUGUUUGGUUUGAGUAAUGUCCGGGAUGAACGAAUGUUUCGAACCUUUCGAGACCACAAAGUCAAGUGGUUCAGGCCAAAUGUGCAGAUGGGAGACUGGUUCAAUGUGCUCGCUGUCCAUCAGAAUCACCAUGCACACACCGCGACGUCAUAUCUUCCCGAGAACGUACUACCCGAUUGGAUCGACUUGGUUGUAUGGGGGCACGAACACGAAUGUCGCAUUGAUCCCACGCAGAACCCCGAGACGGGCUUUUACGUCAUGCAGCCUGGCUCAUCAGUUGCCACGUCGCUUGUGCCUGGUGAAGCCGUGCAAAAGCACGUUGCUAUUUUGAGCAUAACAGGCAAGGACUUCAAAGUUGACAAAAUUCCAUUGAAGACCGUACGUCCGUUUGUGACCAGAGAACUCGUUUUGGCCCAGGAUAAGCGAUUCAAGGGCUUGGACAAAAAGAAGGACAACAGACAAGAAGUUACCAGACGGCUCAUGGAGGUUGUGGAUGAGAUGAUCAAGGAAGCAAAUGCAGGCUGGGAAGCCAUCCAGACAGACGAGGACGCGCUAGAGGAGCGACCGCUGCCUCUCAUUCGGCUCAAAGUAGAAUACACAGCCUCGGAAGGGGGUCUAUUUGAGUGCGAGAAUCCACAGCGGUUUUCAAACCGAUUUGUUGGCAAAGUCGCCAAUACGAACGAUGUCGUCUACUUUUACCGGAAAAAGACUUCACAACGCAAAGCGACAGCGACGCUUCCCGAGAAUGUUCUCGAGACCCUUGGCGACAGCGCAGAUGCCGUCAAAGUAGAGUCGUUGGUACAAGACUUCCUGUCUGCCCAGUCUCUGAAAGUCUUGCCCCAAGGCCCUUUUGGAGAUGCUGUUAAUCAAUUCGUUUCAAAGGACGACAAACAUGCCAUGGAGCUCUUUGUCUCGGAACACUUGACGGGCCAGGUGAAACAGCUCCUUGGACUUGAAUCCGACGAUGAGGAUCUCAACAGCGCCAUGGACAUUUACAGAACCAGGAUUGAACAGCAAAUGGCCAGUGGCCCUGGUCGAGGCAUGUUCAACACUGACAGAAGACGGGUGUUGAAACCAAAGCCCGACACGUGGGACAGUGAUUUCGAUGGAAACUGGGAGGACGAGCCCGAUGCGUGGACAUACGAAGGUCCUGCUCACGACGAAAGAACGUCCGACGAUGAGCAAGCGCCAGCGCCAAAGGCUACCAAGCGGGCAGCGAGGGUCACAAAGGCAGCCACCACAAAGGCCGCCGGGAAAAGUGUCUCGGCACAGAAAGCCCCAGCACGAGGGCGCGGGCGCAAAACGGUGGAGCAAGGCGAGGAAGAUGAAGAUGUUGUCAUGGAAUCAGAGGAGGAGGUUCGGCCACAGCCGAAACCUACGGCGAGGGGCAAGAGAGCAACGACGACGAGAAGCGCGGCACCAACAACGUCCAAGAAGACUACAACGCGAGGAGCCACAAUGACCAGGCAGACAAGGCUGGACUUUUCCCAGAAGAGCGGGGGCGCCAGUCAAAAGGCUGUGGAAAUUAGCGACGAUGAGAUAUCUGACGACGAUGCGUUUGAGCCCGCCCCUCCCGUGUCAAGUAGAACGAGGAGAAGAUGA
This is a messenger RNA of Metarhizium album ARSEF 1941, 2121 nucleotides long. Its product is annotated as DNA repair protein rad32. Gene Ontology annotation, biological process: mitotic G2 DNA damage checkpoint signaling; double-strand break repair via homologous recombination; mitotic intra-S DNA damage checkpoint signaling. Gene Ontology annotation, cellular component: Mre11 complex; nucleus. Gene Ontology annotation, molecular function: manganese ion binding; 3'-5'-DNA exonuclease activity; DNA endonuclease activity. The coding region runs from base 1 to 2121 and encodes 706 amino acids. The transcript is spliced from 4 exons. The record is from RefSeq and is a predicted model, not a curated record. NCBI's taxonomy places the organism in Eukaryota, Fungi, Ascomycota, Sordariomycetes, Hypocreales, Clavicipitaceae.